Molecule: messenger RNA, 2073 nt
Organism: Dissoconium aciculare CBS 342.82
Lineage: Eukaryota; Fungi; Ascomycota; Dothideomycetes; Mycosphaerellales; Dissoconiaceae
Exons: 2
Coding region: 1-2073 (690 amino acids)
Source: RefSeq, a predicted model, not a curated record
AUGGCAAGAGGGCAAGGCUCCGCGAGCACGUUGCAACAUAUCCUUCAAGAUUUUGAUCACAGAUUUGUGGUCCCAGAAGAGCAAAGCUUAGCUUACCGGUCUCGGAAAAUACUAGACGCGCUCGAGAGCCUAGCCGGAAAUGACGAUAUGAAGGUCGCGAAUGAUCGCAAAAAUUCAAGCCUCAGCGACGUCCUGAAAGGGUUCAAGAUCUGGUCGGAUAGUGUCGGCGCAUUGUAUGAUGCGGACGAUCCGAAGUCUUUGGAAUAUCAGGUAAAGUCAACACUUAAGCUGCGCCUCCGCCUUUUUGGUCUGUUGGGAGAUUUAAGAGACGAUUUGCAAGACUUCCAAUUGCUUUCCCGGGACGAGGCACCUGUAGUGGUCGACGAGAGUCCAGAUCUCGAUGCGUCACUCCACGAUGUCUUGCAAGUCAACUUAAUCAACGGUCUCAGGGAAACUAUGCGAUGGCUAUUCAAAACGUCAGAUCUCGCAAUUGAACAAAAUAACUGCGAUGGAUAUGAUUUCAAAGUAGCAGAGAUCGAGCAAGACGAAGUCAGCGAUGAUCUUGAUCAUAUUUUUGAUCUGUUUCCUCGACUUCGUCAGACCUCUUUCGAGUGGCUGAGAUUGAGACUAGCGAAAGCAAGCAAGCAGCGCCUUAAAUGGCUUCGUUGCUGCAUUGCACUCGCAGACGAUACCGGACUUCAUGCUGCUCCUUCCGAAAUUUCAAUCUCUCCGGCCAAAACGCGUGCCGAUCCCAUCGAGCGACACGGCACCAGGAGAGCCGUGCACGAUAAGGUAGUAGCGGCUGAUAUGAGCCUUACCGAUCUGGCAUUAUCAGCAGCUACUCUAAUGCCACAGGCGCUUCGAGUGAGCGAUCUAAGGGAUGUGAGCAAUGGCGAGGCUAUAUUUACUUGCCCCUGCUGUUGCAAGGCUGUGUCUUUCACCUCGCAGUCAGAGUGGGUUAGCCACGUCUUCAGUGACCUUAAAGCUUACGUUUGUCUCGAGGAACAUUGUGGCGUACAGCUCUUUGAGACAAGUGAUGCAUGGUUGGAUCACUAUCUCUCGAAUCAUUUCAAAACUUGGCUUUGUCUUUACUGCCACGACGAAAUGAGCUUUGACCACUUAGAUGAAUUCGAAGGUCAUUUGCACAAAGAGCAUGCUUGGAAAUUCAAUAGCGAGCAAAUCAACCAAAUCUGCAAGAUCAGUGAACAGGAACCGGCAGAGAUAUCGGCAUCGGCAUGUCAUAUUUGCGAAUGGAAACCUGAAGUCCAACGACAAAGACCCAAUCGGGACCUCAAUAGUCCGUUGAGGGAUAUGGUUUCGCUUGAAGAUCUCAAGAAACAUGUUGGCUCACAUAUGGAGCAAAUGGCGCUGACAAUUCUUGUGCCAAAUUGCCGCACCCAACAUAAUCCUUUGGAAGAAAAGCAAGUGAUUCUCAAGCAGGAAGUCCCUUCGACGGUGGUGUGUUCAACGGAUUAUGGUUCAACAGAUCUAAAAAACGAAAUCGAUAGAGAGAAGGGGACUUGGCUAAGUGAGGGACAAGCGACAUUAGGAGAACACGAUUCAAUUAUCAAAGCUGAAGAGCCCGAGUCCGACAAAGCGAGUUCUCGCGAGCUUGCUUGGGUCAAUGAGACUUUAAAAUGGCGCAAACGUAAUACACAGAUCAAAGAUGUGUAUAGGUGCGGCGUAGGGUCAUGUGAGAGGUCGUAUGAACGCCGACUGGACCGUAACAGGCAUCGUCGCGCCCAUUUCUUAGACAAUCAGCGUCCAUAUCCCUGCUCAAAAUGCGAACGCGGCUUCCUGGAUAGCGAGGAUCUUCGCCGUCAUCUCCGUGGCCUCCACCAUCUCGACGAUACGACUGCUCAACAACUCGUUUUGGAGGCUCGACCGCGCGUACUUCCGCCGUCAGAUUUUGACCAGCUUCAUGCUAUUGCACUCGAAACGAAUGGCCUAGCGGCAUCGGCUCAGGGCCAAAGAAUCCUCGAAGACCCUGGCGACGGCGACACCCCUCGUCUCAUUCCCAACGAAAUGGACGCCGAGGCCCAAGUUUUGGAGCAAGGUGUGACCUAUGUCUAG